This is a messenger RNA of Pecten maximus, 1808 nucleotides long. Its product is annotated as solute carrier family 23 member 2-like. The record is from RefSeq and is a predicted model, not a curated record. Gene Ontology annotation, cellular component: membrane. The transcript is spliced from 12 exons. Gene Ontology annotation, biological process: transmembrane transport. Bases 1 to 1752 code for a protein of 583 amino acids. Lineage: Eukaryota; Metazoa; Mollusca; Bivalvia; Pectinida; Pectinidae. Gene Ontology annotation, molecular function: transmembrane transporter activity.
AUGGAGAAAAUAAACUUGGACGGAGUUUCAGCCACCAUGGAUAAAACCGAUACAGAAGACUGUGUGACAUCUAGCAAUGAACUAGGCAAAGUUUCUACUGAGUAUGGAAAUAUGCCAAGGAGGUUGCUUUACAAUGUCUCUGAUCGGACCCCAGUUCAGAUGGCGAUCUUUUGUGCCUUCCAGCAAGUUCUCAUUGUCUUGUCAGCCUCGUUGGCAGUAUCGUCCUUCGUGGCAGACGCUGCAUGUGCUGACGAUUUCCCGGAUAUCAAAACAGACCUUUUGAGCUCAACCAUGUUUAUGAGUGGCCUCACAACCCUGCUUAUGGUUACGCUUGGUAUCAGAUUACCGGUGUUCCAAGGCUCCUGUGCUGAUUACGUCAUACCUCUGAUGGCAAUACGUUUACUGAACAAAAAUAUGUGUAAUAUAACUAGCACAUAUCAGGUAAAGAAGAAAGCAAAACACAAAGUCGUAGCAUUCCAGGGUUGUCUAAUCCUGGUGGGCGUGGUCCACUGUCUGAUUGGAGUGACGGGUACAGUUGGGUUCCUCCUCCGAUUUGUUGGCCCGAUGACCAUAGUGCCGACUAUUUUGCUCACUGGUAUAUUCUUAUCCCGGGCGACGGCGAAAUUUUCAAAAGUUCAUUGGGGUAUAUCUAGUGUGACGGCUGGGACGGCCAUUAUUCUAUCACUUUACCUUGGGAACAAGAAGAUGCCGUGUCCAGCUUGGUCCAGGCGGAGGGGUUUCUACUGGUACUGGUCUCCUUUUCACCAAGUAUUUUCGAUUUUAAUCGGCAUAUUAGUAGGAUGGGGGCUGUCGGCCAUUUUGACGAUAACAGGAACAUUGACGGACGAUCCAGAUAAUUAUCAAUACAUGGCCCGUACUGAUGCACGGUCGGGGAUCAUCGCUACAGCAACCUGGUUCAAAAUGCCUUACCCAAACCAGUUCGGGGCGCCUUCUUUUAAUGCUGGUAUUUUCAUCGCUUUCCUCAUUGCCACGGUAACCUCAAUUUUGGACUCGAUUGGAGAUUACUACGCAUGUGCGAGAGUUUGUAACGUACCACCUCCACCACGGCAUGCCGUUAACCGAGGAAUUGCCGUCGAAGGGUUUGGUAGUAUACUUUCUGGGAUGUUUGGUUGUGGUCACGCAACGACCACUUCCGGAGGAAACAUUGGGGCGUUGGGUGUUACUAGGGUAGCGAGUAGAGACGUGUUUUGGUGGGUGUCCAUUAUAUACAUGGUGUUUGGACUCGUUGGGAAGGUCUCGGCAGUCUUCAUUAGUAUUCCAGUACCUGUCUUAGGUGGUGCCAUGAUAAUAAUGUUCGGGAUGUUAAACGGUAUCGUCCUCUCUAACCUACAAGUAGUAUCGCUGUCCUCGACCCGGAACCUAGCGAUCAUUGGAACAGGUCUACUUGUAGGUCUGAUGAUCCCGUACUGGGUAGAGGCAUUUCCGGACGAUGUUGAUACAGGAAAUUCCUAUUAUAACAACAUUUUGAAAACCCUACUUGUCAAUCCGAGCCUGUCUGGAGGACUUAUCGCUUGUUUCCUUGACAACACCGUACCAGGUACACUGGACGAACGGGGUAUUACGGCAUGGCAGGACCCUAAAAAGGGAGCCCAAGUCCAUCAAUACAGUGAGGGACUAGAGGUGUACAACCCUCUUAUACCAAAGGGCUGGAUGAAGUGGAAGAUCAUGAAGUACAUCCCGAUUUGUUUAUACACGAGUUCAGGUUUCAACACUAAUGGCCGCGUGGUAUAAACUGCAAGGAAACUGAUGUAUAGCAUAGAGAAAUAUUAGAUAUUCACAGAAAUAUC